CUUCAAAUUUUGAAUUCAGGUGUAAAUUUGGGUUUUAUAUCUAGAUUUCCUAUUCGUUCAAGAGAGCGUAUUAGGUAGUAGGUAGGCUACACCCUAUUAGAAUCAUGGCAGCGAUUGAACCACAAAUGGAAAAUAAACUUGAGGUUGAAGAUGAUGAUGAUAGCGAUAUGGAAAUGGGUGAUUGCAGUGGGGGAUUAUUUGACUUCGACUCUGAUGAUGACAGUGGCCAGGGUUCAUCUGAAGAUAAUGCUCCUGUGAAUGAAGCAAGUGAGAAAAAUGAAGAGGAAGAUCACGAUCACGAAUCAUUGGCAGACAAUUUAAGAUCAAUUGUCUUCAAAUCGAUGACUAAUCAGGAGGGAAAUUCUGAGUUAGAGGAUCAAGAUGAGAAGGAAGAGGGAGAUCUACCAAAAGGACAUCGAAAGUCUUUUCCAGUUAUUUCACAAAAGAUGGCGUCACCGGCUCGCAAAUUGUCACAGCCUAACAUGCGUGGAAAACGCAUGUGGAAGUUGUCUGCAUCACAUGCAAGGGCUACUGCAAGAGAUUUGUGGUCUGCGAUAAACAACCUUCCAGUUGAAAAAGUGCAUAGAUAUAGGUACAGUCCAAGGAAAGGAAUUUGGACAGAAGAUGACAUUGAAAUAAAGAUGGAAGAAGACUCAUUCAACCAUGGAGCCAUGAGAGAAUGCUUCAGAUCGAAGAAAAUGUCUAGUCUUUCUGUAAAAAAAGAUUGGGCGGGUGCAACAAACUGUGUUGCAAAAAAAUAUAUGGAAGAUGUCGAAAGAAAAAUUUACUACGAAGACGUCAGAUUGCAAAUGGAUGCUAAACUUUGGGGAGAAGAAUUCAAUAAGCACAACCCGCCGAAGAAGGUUGAUAUCAUGCAGAUGUGUGUAAUAGAAUUUGUUGACAGACCAGGAUCACCACUCUACCAUCUUGAAUCGUAUAUUGAAGGAGAUUAUGUUAAGUACAAUUCCAAUUCUGGUUUUGUCUUUGAUGAGGACAUAAGGGCAACUCCACAGGCUUUCAGCCACUUCACAUUCGAAUGCUCCCAACACAGACUUAUUGUUGUUGAUAUUCAAGGAGUUGGAGAUUUAUACACAGAUCCACAAAUUCAUACGUAUAAAGGUACAGAAUAUGGUGACGGCAACCUAGGUACAAAGGGAAUGGGAUUGUUUUUCUUCUCUCACACAUGCAACAAAAUAUGUACAAGUCUCAAUUUGUCACCUUUUGAUUUGUCAUUUCAAGAACAUAAGAAUGACAAAAGAGGUUCUAUCUUUCUGAGAAGAGGAACCAUGCCAACCGGAUAUGAAGAACCUCUUUCUCCAUUAGUUAAGGAUUCAUCAGAUUUAUUUGCUGUUCUCGAGGAAUCAUCAAGCUAUCUUCCUCCAAGAUCAUCAGAAGAAGGUGUGAUUUCAGGAAAUGACGAUCUCUACAUCCUGCAAGAGGAAGAAGAAGAAUGUGAUGAUGGAGAAGAAUUAAGGGAAGGAAGAAAACGACUUUAUACUAAUCAGGAAUCCAUUGAUAGUGCUUUCGGGGGAAGUUCUGUUGCUCAAAGCAUCAGUGAAGCAGAUGAGGACGAUUCAUCAAUUUCCAGUGGAUAUAAUUCCAGAAAUGGUUCAGCAAGACGUCGACAUAGAACUAUCAGUGAACUCUCUGAUCAUUCGGAAUAUCACGAUUUCUUGAAUGCAGUUGGCUCACCACCACCACCAGUAGCUGAAGAUAUUCUUGCACCUCUACCUAGUUUCCGAAAUCAGAAAAGCAAUCAACACCUGUUGCCUGGUGCCAACAUGAUAGGAAUGAGAAGACCAUCGUGUGUCUUAGCAGAAGUGUCGAAAAUGCUACAUGUUUCUCCCAAAGUGCAAAUUGGGAAGUCUGUGCUUGGAAAGAUUCAUUAUGAUAUGGUGGUAUACUAUGAUUUGGGACGAUUCCCAUUUGAUGAGGAUUCAGCUAUCUUUCAUUUGGAAACAGCCGCUGAAUGUGGAUCAUUGGAUGGAAUUUUGGUACUUGCUAAAAUGUAUCUCGGAAUGCCACAUGACAUUCUCGCUAAUGUAGAAUUAGAGCAAUGUGAAGAGAAUACUAGAAAAGGAUUUGACUUGAUGGAAAGAGCUGCUGAUGCAGGAGAUCAUAAUUCGAUAUAUAUUAUCGCACAAGCAUAUCAUUCUGGCGCUGGUUUGCCAGCUGAACUAGAAAAAGAUUUUUCAUCAGCUUUGCACUGGUAUGAUAAAUUACUAAAAGCUUCUGAAGAGAAUGAUGCAGAAGGUGGAUAUGAUGCUGUAACAACUCGUAUUGCACCUAAAUAUCAAGUAAAAGCUGCUCAGGCUGAAAUCUAUUUACAUGGUGGACAUGGAGUACAAGCUGAUCCCAAUAAAGCAGGUGAAUUGUAUAAUGAAGCUGCAGAAGAAGCAACAACUGCAAUGAAAGGACGACUUGCAAGUAAAUAUUUUAUGUUAGCCGAAGAAGCUUGGGCACAAGUAGAAGAAGAAGAAGAAUAAAACGUCAACAAAUAUUAGCUCCUAAUUUUUGCCUCAAUUUUUCCCAUUUUUUUCUUCUCUUAGUGGGUUUAUAUCGAACUCUCAUCAUAUCAUUAGACGAUUUUCAACUCUACUGGUGGGUGGAAAGGUUAUGAACAUUGGCUGCUGAAUGUAUAAUUUCCUUCUUGUAUUGGAUUUUGGGGGAAAACUGAAUGUGCUGCCAAUUCUGACUUGUUAAUAGCUGUGAUAGUUUUAACCAUUAUCAAUCUUGAAUGAGCUCUGAACAAUGUAAUAGUAUGCAAUCAUAUUGAAACGACAAGCGAAAAUGUAGUCUAACUGAAUUUCUUCAUAAGAUUGAAAUAUAGCAUUUCCAACUUCAAUGCAUUUUGUGUUAUAAUGAGACGGCAAAGAGAACACUUCUAAAAUUAAUCCUAUCAGUCUGCAGGUAUGACGUUAAAUCAUUGUUUUCUACGUUUUGAUGUAAAGACACUAGGGUGUCACGAUUCUUUUAAAUGAAAUCGAGGAUGUUGAAAUAAUUAGGUUGAUAUGUUACUGCGGUCUGUUGGCCAGUCAACAACUGCAUUCAAACUAGGAAAUUAUUUACCAGUCACGCAUAUCUACCUUUUUUUUAAAUUUGUUUUCAUAACUGGAUCAUAGCAACCUGUACAUAGCACCAUAUUCAUCUUUCAAUUUACUUUUUUUAUUUUCAUUAUGUUCUUUUUAAUGUGUUUUUGUCUGUAUUUGUAUUGUGAAACCUAUAAUUGAUCUAAAUCUAGACUCUAAACAAACACGGAUUUUAUGUAGCUGGUAUUCUUAUGGGUUACGGGUGCUUGGUUUUUUUCUAAUUUUGAGAAAGAAAUAUGGAUCCGAUUUUGAAUAUUGUAUUUCGAGAUUAAGAUUCUAAUCGGAAUUUUAAUGUAAUAAUUUUAAAUUUGGUGCUUUCUUUUUUUGGUUUCCAAAGAUUGGCAAAGAACUGCUUGGUGUUUAACACAAUAGUCUGAUAUUACAUUCUAAAUGAACCAGGUUUUCACAGUUACAUGCUUUAUAUUUUGGCACAGAAUAAUCUCAAAAUGCUUAUUCCUACAAUUAAUAUUGGUAUGUAAAAACGUAAGCUUAUCGUAAUAAUCUUCCAGUACUGCUUUUUCAGUUCAAACUGUUUUUCAAACUGUUUUAGAUAGAGGUGUCUAGAAAGCUGAAAAGUUUUCUUGGCUAAGUAAGUACAUUUUUAAACUGCCCUAAGUAUUGUGUUAGUUGAUAGUGUUACUGCACCAAUAAGACUUUACCUCUGAGUACACAAUUACUUAAUGUUGUAGAAAUAAUUUUUUAUUUUAAUUUAAUGGGAUAGGUAUAUGGGUUAGAAUUAUGGGUGAUACCUUUUUGAUAUAAAUUUUGUGGUGCUCAACAAAUGGCCCAUCAUGAUUUUAAGUUCAUGUCCUGUAUGGGAACAGGCCAUUAUUGUAAUUUCCAGUUAAUACUUGCUGUAUAUUACUAAGAUGGCAAUUAGUAGAAUAAAUUAUUUCUUACAUUCGGUAACAACAGUAUAAUUUCAAUUCUACAAACUUCUGUCUCGUCUGAUAUAUAAGUCUAUGUCUAAAUUUCUCUGGUAUAUAGUUUUCCUUGAAGAGAAAUUCGGCCUGCAUUCUAUCUGGAAAUAUUGAUGUUUGAAUAUGUUCGUCGUUAUAUAUUGUUAUAUGUUUGUUAGCGUUAGGUAGUAUAAACCUAUUAUAGCAUUGGCUUGUAAUAUAAUGCUAUGGCUAUUCUUCAUGUUAUGUGUUGUAAAUUUCAUGGCAUGGUUGUGAGGUAAUAAUCUCUGUCCAAAAUUUCUUGUUAUGUUUAGUUAUGCAUUUGCUUAUUAUCAAGGUGUUUUAGCGGCGUGGGUCGUAGAAUUUUGUAAAUAUUGCAAUAUUUUUCCGUAGUCACUGAUCAAGGGCGAUGUUAUAUUUAGUAGCAGAUCAUUAAUAAUUUCAUGUCUCACUCAGUGCCUUUGAUCUAUUAUAAAAUGUAUAGCGCUACAGAAGCGCGGAGUAACCUUUGCAAAUAAAAUAUGUUUUGCAGUGCAA
Styela clava is the source of this 4525-nucleotide messenger RNA. RefSeq names its product eukaryotic elongation factor 2 kinase-like. NCBI's taxonomy places the organism in Eukaryota, Metazoa, Chordata, Ascidiacea, Stolidobranchia, Styelidae. The record is from RefSeq and is a predicted model, not a curated record. Gene Ontology annotation, molecular function: ATP binding; elongation factor-2 kinase activity; protein binding. Gene Ontology annotation, biological process: protein phosphorylation; response to differentiation-inducing factor 1; myosin II filament disassembly.